AUGUCAUCAAGGCAGGCUGCACUGUCGCUCUACCGCCGCUCUUUGAAGCUCGCCCUCGACUGGUCGGUACAACGUCAUCUCUGGCGUGGCCAGGCUCUCUACAUUCGCUCGCUGUUCGAGAAGAACCGGGACGUUAGCGAUCCGAGAUUGCAACGGGUACGCAACUGA
Molecule: messenger RNA, 168 nt
Organism: Chaetomium globosum CBS 148.51
Lineage: Eukaryota; Fungi; Ascomycota; Sordariomycetes; Sordariales; Chaetomiaceae
Exons: 2
Coding region: 1-168 (55 amino acids)
Biological process (GO): mitochondrial electron transport, NADH to ubiquinone
Source: RefSeq, a predicted model, not a curated record